Molecule: messenger RNA, 2345 nt
Organism: Saccostrea cuccullata (small rock oyster)
Lineage: Eukaryota; Metazoa; Mollusca; Bivalvia; Ostreida; Ostreidae
Product: ecdysteroid-phosphate phosphatase-like
Exons: 12
Coding region: 59-1936 (625 amino acids)
Molecular function (GO): protein binding
Source: RefSeq, a predicted model, not a curated record
CAGAGAGUUGUCUUUCUUUGAUACCAAACCACCCGGAAGUGCUUUACUGUUUGUAAAUAUGGCGUCUGCAAGUUUACCUGCUCGAAGUAAUAGGGAUGAUUCCAUCAAAAGAACAAAGCGACAGACUGCCCUGGACACUCUGGUGUCAAUGGGGUUUCCCAGGAACCGAGCAGAGAAAGCCAUUGCGGCCACAGGAGAUCGAGGAAUUCAGCUGGCCUCUGAUUGGCUCUUGUCACAUGUAGAUGACCCUACCCUGGAUGAUGGCACCCCCAGGGAAUAUGUCCUCUAUCUGUGUCCUAACGGUAAAAUGCAGGACGAACUCAACAAAUUCUGGGAGAAGAGCCUCACCCACUGUGGAUGGAACGGGGCGCAUUCCUACUUCCCUCACAUUACCAUGUGUCCAUUCUUCACAGUUGAUGACAAAGAUGUAGGAUUUUUGAGUGAGAGCUUUGUAAAGCUAGAGAACAAACUCAGACGGGCCCCAGAUACUCUGAAGCUCGAUUUCUUUAGUCAGAUGAAUUUUAUUGGAUUAUUUGUGAAGGAUACCAUGUAUGAAUUCCUACAAGAAUGUGUCUCAAUGUUCAGCAAAGAAUUAGCCAAAGGAGGGGUCAAAGUUGAGCCCCACAAGAAACAGCUUCACUUGACCCUGGCAUACCAGUACCCACCAGAACAGCACGACAAGCUCCUGAAAUACGCCAAAGAAAUAGACCUGGGGGUGGACGUUAGAUGGGACCUCAGACUGUAUUCCAGGGAUCCCAGGGCGGGCAGAAGUGAGAUCCGUCGAGUGGUAAAGGCCUACACACCACAAGUUGGGGAUGAGCUGGAACUCAUUGAUGGAGAUUUCAUUUUCCUGGAUCCAAAAGAACUCACUAAAACCAAAGAUGGCUGGUAUCCCGGGAUCUCCUGGCUGACCGGGAUUUUGGGAAUGUUCCCCGGAGUCUACACACAGAAAACAGCUGAGACAUGGACCUGGAUGCUUCAUAGAUCUCUACCACUGCAUGUAAGACCCAAGUCAGUAGCUGUGACCAAUGGAAUUAUUGUAGAGGAAGAUUAUGAUGCAAUCUGGCAUGAUGAUAAGGAUUAUGCCAAGGUCAACAAAAACUUCGUUAAGGAGAAGAAGCAAAGCCUGCCUUCUGUGGAAAAAAGGGAACAGAGAAGAUUGAUUAUAUGUCGCCAUGGCGAGAGGACAGACUUUGCUAUGGGGAAAGGGUGGUACGACAUGUGCUUUGAUGAUGAUGGUAGAUAUUCCAGAAUUAACUUGAAUUUGCCAAAGAAGAUGUUAACACGGUCUAAUAACCUGGAGUACAUAAACGACCCUCCUCUGACAGAAGUAGGAAAGUUACAAGCACAGCUAACAGCUGACACACUGACAGAGAACCGGAUAACAAUAGCAGCAGUUUAUUCCUCCCCUUCUUUACGAUGUGUUCAAACAGCAACAGAAAUCUAUCAAGUGCUAAAAAUCCAAAACAAAAUCAAGAUAGAACCAGGUUUGUUUGAGUGGACAGGCCACACCAAUGUUGUACCCCGGUGGAUUUCCCCCGAGGACUUGUCUAAGCAGGGUUACCCUGUAGACACCUCCUACCUCCCCCAGGUCCCCCGGGACAAGCUAGAGGACGGGGAGUCAAUCAGUAAUCUGUACGCUCGGUCAACUGAAACCUCCAGGCAGAUACUUAAACUGUACGAAAGUAAAGGUGGCAGUAUUUUGUUCAUUGGUCAUUCUGGUACUCUGGAUUUAUGCACACGAGUCAUAACAGGACAGACCCCCCGGACCACCAUGUCAUAUAGAGAGUUCCUCCCCAAGGUGCCCUACGUGGCUAUGUGUGCCAUCGAGGAGGACGUCAUCACAAGGAAGUGGAAAUUCAUAGAUCCACCCACUCUACCACUAUCUCACGGACGCAAUAUUGUACAGAACGUCAGAGACAUUCUGAAUGGAUGACAUUCGUUUUUCGGAAAUUGAGGAAUUGUUUGUGCCAAUAGCUAACAUUUAGCUCAAUAAUGCCAAUGAAGCCAUUAUUUAUACCUGUGAAUAGUUAAACAUAAGUAUAAAAUUUCUACUAAAAUGUAAUUUUAUUUCCACUAACAAAUAUUUAAUAAUCUCUUCAGCAGGUUUGAAGGGUGAUAAGGAAAUUUUACAGAAUGUUAAGGCUUGUGGAUCAAAAAGCUAACCUGAGUCACAUUUAACUUCCUUGGAAAUGAAUAUGUAGAUAAGAGAAAGAAGAAAAUAUCCAAAUUGUGUUCCUUUCAUUUAUAAGGUUUUAUCAGAUGAUGUAAGAUAUGCUAUAGUACUCAUUGUCUUGUUGUAUUUAACUACAGGUAGCUUCAAGUUUUAGCUGAUGUUUUUUUUU